Messenger RNA from Phytomonas sp. EM1, 4431 nucleotides. The record is from the annotation of a GenBank genome assembly. NCBI's taxonomy places the organism in Eukaryota, Euglenozoa, Kinetoplastea, Trypanosomatida, Trypanosomatidae.
AUGAAGCGUGCUUUAUCUGAGGAGAAAGGAGAACGCGGUCAAGAGGGAGACACCGAUAGUGCAAAUGGUAGGAAAAUUCCUCUUCGAACACCCUCAGAGUACCGCGCACUGGAUACUUCUCAUACAGGAUCAAAGCAUCCUCAAAACGAUUCUGUAGGACAUGUUGCAAAUGUCACGACACCGCAUCCAGGGGUACUAGGAGGCAAUCCAUCAACACAGGACACAUCUUCGAAGACUGGGGAGAAUGGCCAAGCGACACGACGAAAACGUGCACCCAAGCUCUACUUUUUCCAUCAAAGCGAUAUCCUAUCUCCAAUGCAACCUACUUCAUUGCCUAAUGACCAAUUGAUCCGAGGGAACCGAGGUGCCGUUUCUUCUUCGAUCAAACCAAAACGAAAUAUGAAUUCUUCACCGUGUUAUUGCGUGUACAGGCCAUACUCCGGGGAUGUUCACCCCCGUCCUUCCCAACGAAAGGAGCUUCACACAGACCAUGCCUCCGCUCUCACAUCCAACGUCGAAUCCCGGGCGGGUGUUGCGUCGGAGAAGCCCCUCCCAGGGGCGCGCACGUCCUCCCUCUUGCUGAAGGGGAAUCAAGCCGAAAGAAAGGAGUCUCGCGAGGGCGGCCGCCUCGUGGAGGAUCCCGUCUUCGCCCACACGUUGAGUGUCCUCGCGAAGGCGCGAAACCGGCCGCCACGGCGUCGACAGGACCACCUCACCGCGGCCUACGAAACCGCCGCGAAUGGCGCGGAGUUGGUCGGGCGUCUACGGCGAAUGGGCCCCUCACGUCACCCCCCUGCUCCCGAUGAUGCGCCUCCAGAAGGGGCGGAGGAGGGGCCCCCUCCUUCCGCCGCGAUCGCACGUUUCUCAGGACUUCCCCAGAUCGCGCCGUGGGCGCGAGCGCGGGCGCCGCGGGAGACGGGCUCGAGGGCGCGAAAAUCGCGCGCGGAUGGAUCGUUUGGGAAUGCCCCAGCCCCGUCUUUUGUCGAGGCUCGCCACGGCUCGGUUCAUCAAACGCCAUCGACGCCGGAUCACGUAGGCAGGGGGGUCUAUCGAGGGUUUUCCGCCUCCCGCCUUCGAGGACGAGAGGCCGCAUCGCAGCCGAGGUCGACGGUGCUGCCGUGCGGAACGGAGGCGUCUUCUCAGCGCGCCUCGCGUGGGGCUUCACGGGGCAUGUCAGCGUCCACGAUCGGGCGGGAUCCAACGUCGACGCGGAAGCCUUCUCGACAACGAAAACCGGGCGCUCGGCUCGGGGAAACGCAGUGGGAUUCACCGGACGACCCUCCGACUACCCCCGCCACGGCCGUUGAUGACGAGGAAGAGGAAGAGGAGGGGGGUGACGCCGGGUCAAAGUCGAUUAUGGUGAAUUAUAUGCCUAAGGGACGCUAUGUGAUCAUGAAUUUGUUAUCGAACUGGGGGGAUGACUACGAGAUUGGGAUCUGUGGAGUGGAGCUCUUUAAUGAGCACGGCCAGAUUGUCAUCCCGGAUGAAGCAGCCACAUUGCCUUCGUCCUAUGCGCAGCCGCGCUCGGUGACUUCCGCAAAUGGUAGUGUCCUCUCCCAGGAGGAGGCCUCGUCGUCUGUGAACCAUUCCCGCCAGACCAUGGAUAUUGACUCAAGACAGGUAGUAUCUCUCAUGUACACAACACGCGAUGGCCUUUUGCAGAUGUUGGCAGAGUACUCAUCCACCGGAGAGGAAUUUAUCGCGAUGCGCAGCACAAACGCGAUGGAGGAGUUCUGUAACAACCCGCGCCGACAGCUCUGCAACAUUAUUCGCAGCCCCUACAACACACACGACGAGAACGCCAUGUUCGCCAUUCCUUAUACCCAUGGUCAGGACCACCUUCUCUGCUUUAUGUUUGCGACACCUAUUACCCUGAGCAUGAUUCGUAUCCACAACUAUUCUGGCAAGGGCCGCGUGCAUACCACGAAGGGUGUCCGCAUGGCCGAGAUCACCAUGGAUGAUAUUCUUGUUUUCCACGGAGAAAUUGCGCAAAGCAGCGGUGAGUGGACCACUGACCCCUUGCAGCGGGGUAUCAAGAAUUGUGAGAACAUCCUCUUCACGCAGGAGCUAUGCAUCCUGCGACGUAUUCUGCGUUUUGAAUCUGGAGUUGAUAGCAGAGUGAAUAGCGCAGAUGGCGAUGAGCACGAGAGUGGUGCCCUGGGAAGUAGGGGAGGAGAGCGUGUGCUACGCGAGCCCUCGCAGUCCGGCACUGCACACGGUGAGCGACCCCAUACGAGCACUAAUCAUGCUACAAAGGGCACCACAUUUGUAUUUUACAGCAACAGCGAUCAAACACAGAACUACGUUGGUGGAAGACCGCCCGCGGCCGCCAUGAGUUCCCAGCUGUCAGGUUUGGGAGCUUGCCCCCCCACGGGCAGCAUCCUCGCAUCCGCUCAGGCCGAACAGUUGCAGGUGCGACCAUCCACCACCGGUCUAAUUCAUCCAACCAACCAACCCUCACUUCAAAGCGUGGACCGAUGUACGAGUUUUUCUCCCGGCACCACGUCACUGUUUAACCCCUCCGUUGAAUCGAUCAAAACAACGAAGAAGCUGUCCAUGCCACCAAACCAGCUUAACUCGUUUUUGCCGUGCAAAGAUAAUACCUGGGUUGAGGCGCUCCGCGCGGACGGUGAUGGGGGGGACCCUCCUCAAUCCGGCAGCGAGGCCACAUCACACUACACCACUGCAUAUCCCUCGCAAUGCCCCAAGCAGGUUAGCAGCGCGUGCUUUAUGUUCCUUUCCACGUGGGGCGACACCCAAUACGUCGGCCUCAGUGGUUUGCGGUUGCGGGAUGCGCAUGGAAACAGCAUCUGCGCGGGCCUGAAAGGGGUGUUCGUGCAGUACCCGGACGGCUCCCAUGUGACCCUCGCCGAGCAGGAGGCCUUUAAGACCCAGGUCGGCCACCUUUUUGACGAAUGCCCCGAUACCGCCUGCCUGUUGCCCUUCUUUCCUGGGAUGGAGCUAGUCUUGGUGUUUGAUACGGCGAUCGAGACACUCGGCUUCUUGGACGUCGCGAACUACUCCGUCGGGGAGCACACCUACUGCGGGGCGAAGGAGGUGCGCCUUUUCCUCUCCCUCGGGCUGCCCUUUCCGUCGGCGCCGCAGAGGGGUCCUGAGCAUCCGCCGCCUCCACUGAUCUACGAACACCUUUGGACGCUGGCGAGCUCAGGGAGCAGCCGUCGGGUGCUUCAGCAGGCCCGCGUGCUCGAGGUCACCCCUAGCGAAGGGGUCGCCCUGCGGAAGGCCCCUGCGCAUUUCCGCCGUGCCCGCUUUCAGACCUACGACCUGUCGCUUGGGAAUCCGUACGGGGGUGAGAUCGAGGGCGCCGAAUGGGGCGGCGGUGGCGGCAGCGCCAAUGUUGAGCAGAUGGAUCGCUUCUACAUCGGGGUUGGCCCGGGAACGGGCGGGGAUGCGGCAUCCACCGGGGUCGGGUUCUUCAAAGACGCGGAGGGCCCCAAGAUGCAGUGCGUCCCUACUUUGGCAGGGGCGACCAGCUCGCGGGAGGGAAGUUUGACGGCUUCGAUGAACAUCCGCGCGACGAUGGCCAUGCGGCGCGCGCGUAUGCUACUGCGGGACUGGCCCGAUUGGCUGCUGGAUUAUCAACCCUACAUCACCCCUUUACUCCCUGUCGGCUAUGUUUUGAAGGUGUGCUUGACCGUUUGCGCGCGCUCCGUCGGCUCCAGUGUGGGCCUUCCCACAACCACGUCAGGGACAAACCCGAACAAGGCCGGGGAGGCUGCCCGCAGCCUCUUUCCGGGCUCCGUGGACUCCCUGAAGGCCUACUUGAAGGAGUGGAUCCUCCAACCCUUUGCGUCCUGUGCCUUUGUGAACGAGGACGGGCGGGUGAUCCGGGCGGUUCCCCCGGGCGAGGACACGGCAGGGGCGGGGCUGAGCCCGGGUGGCGAGGAGGCCCACGUGCUCGAAUUUUUGAGGCGCGACGCCCCAGAGGAUGGGGCGGCUCCCUCGCUCGACGAGGAUGCGGGUGGGGAGGGGUCCUGCGCGAUGCACAUGGUCGCGGAGAGUUUGGUGUCGACGUUGCCGGCGCCUGUAUUGCAUCACGGCACCGAUGCCGCAUCGGCGCAGCUUCAGCUCUACGUCGAGCUCGCGUACGUCUCGGAUACGCCGUUCUGUCUGUCCGUCUUGGGGUUGAAUCGUCCACUGGUGCUGGAUGGGGCGGCAGCGUGGGUAAAGAACAUCCUGGUGCGCAUGGACGAUACACUGAUUUAUGACAGCGGCGAUGCCGCGUUAAGAAUUGCGCGUGGGGACUCCCCUGAGAGGUCUACGCGACAGCCUUCGUCCGACCAAAACCCACCGUUACCUCCGUGCGUGUCGUCACUUAAGCCGAUCAUCAUAUUCACGCUGGAUACUAAGAUACUCGAGAGCCUGAAGCAGAAUGUUGUAGCCAGACAGAAGUCAAGGAUCGUGAGUUGA